AUAUUGAUAUUCAUUUACAUACAUUUUAUCUAUAGUUGGGAAACUCAAAAUUAUGAACUAUUAUUGAAACAAUUUAUUAAUAUCAUUUUUAUCAGACAUUUUGUUCGUAUCUUUACUAUGAGUAGGUCAUUGCUAUUCAAAUUAUUUUCGCAUAGCCAGUAUGUUAGUAGUAUUAGCACAGAAUAAAUAAAUAAAUUUCAUUUAUUCUGUGGUAUUAGCAGGUACCCCAUUGUUUUAUUCUGUGGUAGGUAUCUACCUCUAUAGCUUUAUGUUUAUUCUUCUGUUCGAGUAAUUGAACUAUAUGCCUACUUACUAACAAUGACCGGAGCAUUGUUUAAUAUUUUAAUUCCCACUAAACAUCAUGAAAUCCAUCUUUCUCAAAAUAUUGCAUGUGAUUGUUCAAUAAAAACCAAAUCCAAUGUUAAUACAAACAAUAAACAAUCACUUGACCGUCCUAAAUAUAGUUUGUCAAUAACUAUGGAAAAAACAUUGGAAGCAAUUUUAUGUAGUUUGCAGAUUUCAAAUUCGGUAUGGAAUCAAAGCAGAGAUAAUAGAUGCUAUUCGGUAACCUUUUCAAUCGCUUCCAAUGAACACUGUGAACAUAUUUUGAAUUUAUUGAUGGAAAAUGGCAUUGGAGUAAAAUUAAAUUCAACAGUAGUAGUCUUACCAUGUUCAUUGUAUUAUCAAGAUACUGAAAUGUCUACUCCGUCAGUUUUUGAAACCAAUCAACAUAAAAAUUUGUAUGAAUCAUCUUGGAAAAAAUUUCUUCAGUCAGUUAGAUCUCGAUUAACCGUGGCACAAGUUGUUCAAGGUAUAGAAGCUGGUGCAAUGCUAACCUUUGAUUUUGUAAUUCUAUUAAUAAUAUCAGUAACGGUUGCUGCUCUUGGUCUGAUGCAAGGAGAAACCAUUAUAUUUGUCUCUAGCAUGCUUCUUUCUCCACUUAUGGGACCAGUUAAUGCUGCUACAUUUGGAACUAUGAUAAAAAAUAAAAAACUUAGAAACAUGGGGAUUAUUAACGAAAUGAUUGGUUUAAUUCUUUGCGUUUUAAUUGGUUUUGGAUAUGGUUUAACUGCUUCUUAUUUUGAUGAAAGAGAUUCUAGUCAAUGGAUAACUAAUGAAAUGGCCUUUAUGACAGAUAUUGGUAGUUUGUGGAUUAGUAUUGUACUUGCGUUUCUUGUUGGAAUUGCUGUGCCUAUUGCUCUAUUAGGAAAUAAUACAUUUUCUUUAGUCGGAGUAGCAAUAUCUACAUCACUUCUACCACCCUCCGUUAAUGCGGGUCUGUUGUGGGCAUUUUCAGUGAGGAGUAUCAAUCAAGAUUCUUUUAAUACCUUAAAUUUACAUUAUUCAUCUACAAGAUCUAUUGAUUUUGCUAUUAAAGGUGCAAUAAGCAUGUGUGUAACAUUCAUCAAUAUAAUAUGUAUAUUUGCAUGUGGCAUUGUCAUAUUAAAAAUAAAAGCUGUUACACCAAAACAAAGUAAACAGUCUACAGCAUUAAUCAAUGAAUAUUUAAAUGUGUUGAAAGAAAUAAACUUAGAAUUCCCUCAAGAAGAAGCUAAUUAUCUUACACUAAAGUUAAAAGAGGAAUAUUCAAUUUUUGGGUUAUCUCCGAGUACUGUAAAAGCUAGAGGGCUUUGUAGUGUCACUCCUGGGUAUAACCCUUUUGAUUUAUCUUUCAUUACUUGGUCGCCCGGGUAUAGAAGACAGCAUGACCUAAAAUCAUUUUCAAAUACUCCGACGGAUAUUAGAACAUCCAAGUUAUUAAAGAAUAAAAUAAAAAAUCCAGAUCUUUGCUGUAGUGAAACUUCACCAGGAUCACUUACAGCUGUUUUUAGAUCUCCAGUGGAAAAUUAUCAGACUACCAUCACUACAGAUAAUAAUACACCUUCAACAUCAAGACGGUUUACUAUAACUCCUGUAACGUUAAAAAAUACUUCAAAUUCUAAAAAAUAGUACUAUUUAAUACAUUUAUGUGUUUUUUGGAUUUUCUG
This is a messenger RNA of Myzus persicae (green peach aphid), 1988 nucleotides long. RefSeq lists its product as uncharacterized. The record is from RefSeq and is a predicted model, not a curated record. NCBI's taxonomy places the organism in Eukaryota, Metazoa, Arthropoda, Insecta, Hemiptera, Aphididae. The transcript has 13 exons. The coding region runs from base 319 to 1950 and encodes 543 amino acids.